This is a messenger RNA of Racocetra persica, 1172 nucleotides long. Lineage: Eukaryota; Fungi; Glomeromycota; Glomeromycetes; Diversisporales; Gigasporaceae. The record is from the annotation of a GenBank genome assembly.
UUUAUGAGGUAAAGGGAGAGGAAAUUUUGGUAGCGAAAGUAGGGCAACGCAAACCAGGAGAAAUAGAUGAUGUUUACGGAGGAUACCACCCCCACCCUACUACCACAAGACCAACCAUUACCCAACGGCCCCAAGCCCGAGAUUUCAGCCGAAAGGCAAAAGUGAAUAAUUACCACCGUCUAUUGUCUAAUGGUUGGAACAAUAAUAAUAAUUUAGUGACACGGACGCAAAAAAUUAAAAAUUUAGUGGAAUUGGAAAAAUUUAGCCAAUUUUUAAUUCCUCUCCUAAAACCUAACGUAUUUUUAAUUUUACAAGGCGAAUUAGGAGUUGGAAAAACCACUCUGACUCAAUUAAUCGCCAAAAAUCUGGGAAUUAGAGAAAAACGAGCCGCCGAAACCAAAAAAAUACAAUUACAAAAUAAAAUUACCAAGGAAAUAACCUACGACCAAUUAAAAAUCGAGAGUAAGCAAAAAGAUAUUAAAGGUAAAAUUGACAUUUUUCAACGUUUAACCAAGUUAGAGGAAGAAAUAAAAAAUAAAGAAAACAAAACCGCCAGCGACCAAAAAAAGUUGGAAUCUUUGGAAAUGAUUAAAAAAGAAUUUAAACAAUCUUUCGAAGCAGAGGAAAAUCCUAAAUUAGUUGAGGGGGUAGAUUAUUGCGUUGAGGACAAGGGAAAUGGAUUUAAAAAAUAUAUCAUUCUCUCGGAAAAAUUAAAAGCAGAUUUUCGCAGAUUUAACCACGGACAAGAUUUUGGAGAUAUUACCGAGCAAAAAUUUGAAGUGCUGCCCGAGAACUCCGAAGAAAUGGCCAGGAAAAUAAGGGAGGGGAACGAAAAGCAUCGGCAAAAGUUCAUUGCUGAAAAUAAUCCACCCAAGUUGCGUUAUGCUUUUCUAACUCCUGAGGAUGAGACUCUUUCGUUCAUUCAGAAAAACCGCCAAGCCUGCUCUGAUACUUUUCCUGACGAAAAUUUUGCCUGGGACAAUGAGUUCAUGUCUAAAAUAGAAAAACCUGGCACGAGCGAACACAAAGCCCUCCAAGCCCUCAAAAAUGCUGGUAUAUCUUUGGAUAAACUUUUUGAAAAAGUAGAAAAAGGACGGAAAAUCAGGGAAAAAAAAGAACGAGAAAAACCUCACCAAGAUAAAGCCAAAAUAUUAGCCAACAUUGAGGAUUGA